Molecule: messenger RNA, 783 nt
Organism: Raphanus sativus (radish)
Lineage: Eukaryota; Viridiplantae; Streptophyta; Magnoliopsida; Brassicales; Brassicaceae
Product: brassinosteroid-responsive RING protein 1
Exons: 1
Coding region: 123-641 (172 amino acids)
Biological process (GO): protein ubiquitination
Molecular function (GO): ubiquitin protein ligase activity
Source: RefSeq, a predicted model, not a curated record
CACCACUAAGACAAAAAAGCAAAGCAAACUACUUUAAUCCUUGUCUAUUAAAAACGCAUCUGAUUCUUCAUUCUUCCUUCCCCUUCUCUCUCACUACCUACUACUCCUAAGCAAAACAAACAAUGAGUUUCUUCAUCGAAGAUUCUGGUCUCAUCGUCACUCAACUCCUCUACCAAAUGGCUGUCUUAAUCACCCUCUUGAGAUGGAUCUUUACUUGGAUCUUACGCUACCGAUCCAGAUCUACCUCCUCUUCCUCAUCUACUCCUCCGAUCUCGUCACAGGCCAUCAAGGAGAGCCUCGCCGUGACGACGUUCCGUGACGCCGGGGAUCGGUCUCCGGAGCUGAUCAGCGACACUUGCGCGGUGUGUCUUGGAGAUCUGGAAGACGGGGAUGAGGUCAGAGAGCUCAGAAACUGCAGCCACGUGUUUCACCGAGAGUGUAUCGACAGGUGGCUGGACUACGAGUGCUGCGGCGGUGAUGAUAGCGACGGGGAGGAAGAUAACCACCGCACGUGUCCUCUUUGUAGAACUCCGCUUCUUGCUGCUAAUACGUCGUCGUGUGGAGAUUGGCCGGUUAAGAACGAACCUAGCUGGGCCGUUGAGCGGCUUCUCUACCUCUUCGGAGAUGAUCUUCUUGUCUGACUUUUUUAUUUUUGUUUUAUUUUAUUUUUCUUUUUAAUAUUUAUUUCAUUUUAGUGGAGAUCGAAAUUAGUUGGUCAAGUUUUGUAAAUUGGGAAUUUAAAGGGUAGAAUAGCAAAUAUAAUAUAUAUCAGUUUUAAACAUA